GAGAUUCUCAGGUACGGGGCGUGGCCUUGGCGGCGGCCUUCUAAAAGCUCUCCCAGGUGAUUCCAACCUGUAGUAACACUUGAGAACUGCGUGAGGUGGGGACUUCAACUUUUACUGGCCUUAUUUUCCUCCUAUGUAAAAGGUGGACAAUAUGCAAGUGGUCCUGACUUUGCUUCCAGAUUUUGGCAACUCCAGAGCCCUAGUUCGGUCUGGAGAGCCAGCUUCCCGCCCCGUGUCCUAAGGCCUCUGUCCGAGAACCCAAAGUCCUGGGAAUGGACCCGCGGGAGCGGACCCGCGGGAGCAUCUGUGACGCCGCUCAGCAACCCGGCGCCGCCCCGGCGGCUCCGACGUGGCCCCGGGUCCGGCUGGCGUGGGCUCUCCAGGCCGCACCCACUAAACCGCACCGGAGCGGGACACGCAUGCGCCGGCCUGGACCCGGCACCCAGUAACGGACUCGAGCUCCCCCCACCGGAAGUGGGCAGCCGCGCACCGGGAAGAGCCGGCCGAAGCGUGGCGGCCACAGACUGUGGGUACCGGGUCCGAGGGACUCGCGCUUUUCUCUCCGUGCCAUGGCGCCAGCGAAAGCCACGAACGUGGUGCGGCUGCUACUAGGCUCCACAGCGCUGUGGCUUUCGCAGCUCGGCUCCGGGACGGUCGCCGCGUCCAAGUCGGUGACGGCCCACUUGGCCGCGAAGUGGCCCGAGACCCCGCUGCUGCUGGAGGCAAGUGAAUUUAUGGCAGAAGAAAGUAAUGAAAAAUUUUGGCAGUUUUUGGAAACUGUGCAAGAAUUAGCAAUUUAUAAGCAAACAGAAUCAGAUUAUUCUUAUUACAACUUAAUCCUGAAGAAAGCUGGACAGUUUCUAGACAAUUUACACAUCAACCUUUUAAAGUUUGCUUUCUCUAUAAGGGCAUACUCCCCAGCUAUUCAGAUGUUUCAGCAGAUUGCAGCUGAUGAGCCACCACCAGAUGGUUGUAAUGCAUUUGUGGUUAUUCAUAAGAAGCACACCUGUAAAAUUAAUGAGAUUAAAAAGCUGCUGAAGAAAGCUGCUUCAAGGACUAGACCUUAUCUAUUUAAAGGAGAUCACAAAUUUCCUACAAACAAAGAGAACUUACCAGUGGUGAUUCUCUAUGCCGAAAUGGGUACUAGAACAUUUAGUGCAUUUCACAAAGUAUUGUCUGAAAAAGCUCAAAAUGAGGAAAUUCUGUAUGUUCUUCGCCAUUAUAUUCAGAAACCAAGCUCACGGAAAAUGUACUUAUCUGGGUAUGGUGUGGAGCUAGCAAUUAAGAGUACAGAAUACAAAGCACUGGAUGAUACCCAAGUUAAAACUGUGACUAAUACUACUGUAGAGGAUGAGACUGAAACAAAUGAAGUUCAAGGAUUUCUCUUUGGGAAACUAAAAGAAAUAUAUUCAGAUCUUAGAGAUAAUCUGACAGCAUUCCAAAAAUACCUGAUUGAGAGUAACAAACAAAUGACGCCUUUGAAAGUCUGGGAACUACAAGAUCUUAGUUUUCAAGCAGCUUCUCAAAUAAUGUCCGCUCCAGUUUAUGAUGCCAUUAAAUUAAUGAAAGACAUUUCACAGAACUUCCCCAUAAAAGCCAGAUCUCUAACCAGAAUUGCUGUAAAUCAACAUAUGAGAGAAGAAAUAAAGGAAAAUCAAAAGGAUCUUCAAGUUAGAUUUAAAAUUCAGCCAGGCGAUGCUCAUCUAUUUAUAAAUGGCCUUCGUGUUGAUAUGGAUGUUUAUGACCCUUUUAGUAUUUUGGAUAUGCUGAAAUUAGAAGGAAAAAUGAUGAAUGGCCUUCGCAAUCUUGGGAUCAAUGGGGAAGAUAUGAGCAAAUUUUUAAAAUUAAAUUCACACAUUUGGGAAUAUACUUAUGUAUUAGAUAUUCGACAUUCUUCUAUAAUGUGGAUUAAUGACUUAGAAAAUGAUGAUUUGUAUAUUACAUGGCCUACAAGUUGCCAGAAACUUCUGAAGCCAGUAUUUCCUGGAAGUGUACCUUCCAUAAGGCGCAAUUUUCAUAAUUUGGUUCUGUUUAUUGAUCCGGCCCAAGAAUAUACCUUGGAUUUUAUAAAACUUGCUGAUGUUUUCUAUUCUCACGAAGUUCCUCUUAGAAUUGGUUUUGUGUUCAUUCUUAAUACAGAUGAUGAAGUUGAUGGAGCAAAUGAUGCUGGAGUUGCUCUUUGGCGAGCUUUCAACUAUAUUGCAGAAGAAUUUGAUAUAUCAGAAGCAUUUAUUUCUAUAGUACACAUGUACCAAAAAGUGAAGAAGGAUCAAAAUAUACUCACUGUGGACAAUGUGAAGAGUGUUCUCCAAAAUACAUUUCCUCAUGCUAAUAUUUGGGAUAUUUUGGGAAUUCAUUCUAAAUAUGAUGGAGAAAGAAAGGCUGGAGCAAGCUUUUAUAAGAUGACUGGCCUGGGUCCUUUGCCUCAAGCUCUUUAUAAUGGUGAACCCUUUAAACAUGAAGAGAUGAAUAUUAAAGAACUAAAAAUGGCUGUUCUUCAAAGAAUGAUGGAUGCAUCUGUAUAUUUACAAAGAGAAGUUUUUUUGGGCACAUUAAAUGAUCACACGAAUGCAAUUGAUUUUCUAAUGGAUAGGAAUAAUGUUGUACCCCGUAUAAAUUCUUUGAUUUUGCGUACUAACCAGCAGUACCUCAAUUUAAUAUCUACAUCAGUAACUGCUGAUGUUGAAGAUUUCUCUACUUUCUUUUUCUUGGAUUCACAAGAUAAGAGUGCUGUAAUUGCAAAGAACAUGUAUUAUUUAACCCAAGACGAUGACAGUAUAAUUUCUGCAGUCACUCUCUGGAUUAUUGCAGAUUUUGAUAAGCCUUCUGGGAGAAAACUUCUUUUUAAUGCGUUAAAGCACAUGAAAACAAGUGUUCAUAGUCGGUUGGGGAUUAUUUAUAAUCCUACAUCAAAAAUAAAUGAAGAGAACACAGCUAUUUCUAGAGGAAUUUUGGCAGCUUUUCUUACACAGAAGAACAUGUUUUUGAGAAGCUUUCUUGGGCAACUGGCAAAGGAAGAAAUUGCUACAGCUAUUUACUCUGGAGAUAAAGUUAAAACAUUCCUUAUUGAGGGGAUGGAUAAGAAUGCUUUUGAGAAAAAAUAUAAUACUGUUGGAGUGAAUAUUUUUCGAACUCACCAGUUGUUCUGUCAAGAUGUACUUAAAUUACGUCCUGGAGAAAUGGGUAUUGUCAGCAAUGGGAGAUUCUUAGGACCUUUAGAUGAAGAUUUUUAUGCAGAAGAUUUUUACUUGUUGGAAAAGAUAACAUUUAGUAAUUUAGGAGAGAAAAUUAAAGGCAUUGUUGAAAAUAUGGGAAUCAACGCAAAUAACAUGAGUGACUUUAUUAUGAAAGUUGAUGCCCUUAUGUCCUCUGUGCCUAAGCGUGCAUCUCGAUAUGAUGUCACAUUUCUUAGGGAGAAUCACAGUGUUAUAAAGAUGAAUCCUCAAGAGAAUGAUAUGUUCUUCAAUGUCAUUGCUAUUGUUGAUCCAUUAACAAGAGAAGCACAGAAAAUGGCACAGUUGUUGGUUGUACUUGGCAAGAUUAUCAACAUGAAGAUAAAGUUGUUCAUGAACUGUAGGGGCAGGCUUUCAGAAGCCCCUUUAGAAAGCUUUUACCGUUUUGUUCUGGAACCAGAACUGAUGUCAGGGGCUAAUGACGUUUCUUCUCUUGGACCAGUGGCAAAAUUUUUGGAUAUUCCUGAAUCACCCCUCCUAAUCCUCAACAUGAUUACUCCAGAAGGCUGGUUGGUUGAAACAGUGCACAGCAACUGUGACCUUGAUAAUAUUCACUUAAAGGAUACUGAGAAAACUGUUACAGCAGAAUAUGAACUAGAAUACUUACUGCUGGAAGGACAAUGCUUUGAUAAAGUGACAGAACAGCCUCCUCGGGGUCUGCAGUUCACACUAGGCACAAAAAAUAAACCUGUUGUGGUUGAUACAAUAGUGAUGGCCAAUCAUGGGUAUUUUCAAUUAAAAGCAAACCCAGGUGCUUGGAUACUGAGGUUGCACCAAGGAAAAUCUGAAGAUAUUUAUCAAAUAGUUGGGCAUGAAGGAACUGACUCUCAAGCAGACCUAGAAGAUAUCAUUGUUGUAUUAAACAGCUUCAAAAGCAAGAUACUCGAAGUAAAAGUGAAAAAAGAAACAGACAAAAUUAAGGAAGAUAUCCUUACCGAUGAAGAUGAAAAAAAAAAAGGACUGUGGGAUUCCAUUAAAAGUUUCACAGUAAGCUUGCAUAAAGAAAACAAAAAGGAAAAAGAUGUCCUAAACAUUUUUUCAGUUGCUUCUGGUCAUUUAUAUGAACGUUUUUUAAGAAUUAUGAUGCUUUCUGUUUUGCGUAACACCAAAACACCAGUGAAAUUCUGGUUGCUAAAAAAUUAUCUCUCACCGACAUUUAAAGAAGUAAUUCCUCACAUGGCUAAAGAGUAUGGAUUCCGAUAUGAACUAGUUCAAUAUAGGUGGCCCCGUUGGCUUCGUCAACAGACUGAAAGACAGAGGAUUAUUUGGGGUUACAAAAUUCUUUUCCUUGAUGUUCUUUUCCCACUAGCAGUGGACAAAAUCAUUUUUGUUGAUGCUGACCAGAUUGUGAGAUAUGAUCUAAAAGAACUUCGAGAUUUCGAUCUGGAUGGAGCUCCUUAUGGGUAUACUCCAUUUUGUGAUAGCCGCAGGGAAAUGGAUGGAUAUCGUUUCUGGAAAAGAGGAUACUGGGCAUCACAUCUUUUAAGACGGAACUACCAUAUCAGUGCUUUAUAUGUAGUGGAUCUCAAGAAGUUCAGGAGAAUUGGAGCAGGUGACAGGCUCAGGAGCCAGUACCAAGCUCUCAGUCAAGAUCCAAACAGUCUUUCAAACCUAGAUCAGGAUCUCCCCAAUAAUAUGAUUUACCAAGUCGCCAUUAAGUCUCUUCCUCAAGACUGGCUGUGGUGUGAAACCUGGUGUGAUGAUGAAUCCAAACAAAGAGCCAAAACAAUUGAUCUGUGCAAUAAUCCCAAAACAAAAGAAUCCAAACUAAAAGCUGCUGCCAGAAUUGUCCCAGAAUGGGUGGAGUAUGAUGCUGAGAUAAGACAACUAUUAGAUCAUCUUGAAAACAAGAAGCAAGAUACAAGCUCUACAAGAAGCAUGGCAGCAUCUGCUUCUGGGGAAGCCUCAAGGAGCUUUUAUUCAUGGUGAAAGGCAAAGCAGGAGCAGGUGUCUUACAUUGGAGGAACAGGACCACGAGAGAGAAGGGGAAGGUGCCACACACUUUUAAACAACCAGAUCUCACACUAACUCACUCACUAUCACAAGAAGAGCACCGAGGGGAUGCUGCUAACCCAUUCAUGAGGACUCUGCCCCCGUGGUCCAGUUACCUCCUACCAGGGAAUUAUACCCUCCCACCUCCAACACUGGGGAUGAGAUUUGGUGAGGACACAGAUCCAAACCAUAUCAUUGUGCUUAUUGGUCAUCUGUAUAUUAUAAGUUUUUUUGCAAAGUGCCUAUUCAAGAUUUUUGCUCUUUUUUAAGUUUUGGAUUUUGAAUUUCUUUGGAAAACAAAAAAAGCCCACUGAGAUUUUGAUUGCAACUCUUGUUUUAAAUCAGUUUGGUGAAGAUUAAUGUGUUGAUUAUGUUGAGCUUCCAAUUCAUAAAUAUGAUAUGUUUCUUGAUUUAUUUUGGUCUUUAAUUACUCCUAUCAGAGUUUUAGUUUGCAGUGUACAUAUUUUACUAAGAAUUUUAUAACUGAAUGCUAAUAUAAAUGGUAUUUUUAAAUUUCUUGUUGGUUGCUAAUACAUAGAAAUACAAUUAAUUUUUGUAUAUUGGACUUAUGUCCUGUGGCUUUGCUAUACUCACUUAUUAGUUCUAGUAGAGUUCUUAGGAAUUUGUUCAUAAUGGGUCCUGUUAUAGUUGUAGAGUUCACAGGAUUGUCUUCACAGUGGAUCAUAUCUUCAGCAAAUAAAACUAGUUUUACUUUUUCCUUUCCA
This is a messenger RNA of Pan troglodytes (chimpanzee), 5950 nucleotides long. RefSeq names its product UDP-glucose glycoprotein glucosyltransferase 2 (gene UGGT2). Gene Ontology annotation, cellular component: endoplasmic reticulum. The transcript has 39 exons. The record is from RefSeq and is a predicted model, not a curated record. NCBI's taxonomy places the organism in Eukaryota, Metazoa, Chordata, Mammalia, Primates, Hominidae. The coding region runs from base 570 to 5162 and encodes 1530 amino acids. Gene Ontology annotation, biological process: ERAD pathway. Gene Ontology annotation, molecular function: UDP-glucose:glycoprotein glucosyltransferase activity.